Messenger RNA from Paecilomyces variotii, 987 nucleotides. Its product is annotated as putative RTA1 domain protein. The coding region runs from base 1 to 987 and encodes 328 amino acids. Lineage: Eukaryota; Fungi; Ascomycota; Eurotiomycetes; Eurotiales; Thermoascaceae. The record is from RefSeq and is a predicted model, not a curated record. The transcript is spliced from 4 exons. Gene Ontology annotation, cellular component: fungal-type vacuole; plasma membrane.
AUGCCCUCCGGCCACUUCGGUCUCUGCACCGAAGUCACUCCCCAAUGUCCCGUGCAGGCGACGACGCUGGGCUAUUAUCCGAAUCGAGGCGCAAAUGUCUUCUUCGCGGUGGUGUUUGGUAUCUGUACGCUGGUGACGUUUUUGGUGGGCGUGAAUAGGAAGACGUGGACGUUUGCGUUUGCUGUUACGGCGGGGUUUGCGUUGGAGACUGUUGGCUACAUCGGCCGCAUAAUCCUCCACAACAACCCAUGGUCUUCGACCGGCUUCAAGAUCCAAAUCGUCUGCCUCAUCCUCGCGCCCACCCUCAUCUGCGCCGGCAUCUACCUCACCCUCAAACACAUCGCGCUGGCCAUCAGUCCGCACCUCUCCCGUCUCAACCCCCGUCUCUACACCUGGCUCUUCAUCCCCUUUGACAUCUUCUGUCUCGUCCUUCAGGGCGUCGGCGGCGGCGUGGACGCCUCGGCUGAAACGCACCCGAAACUGCUCCCGACGGGGAAUAAUAUCAUCAUUUCAGGUAUUGUGUUGCAGGUGGUGAUUCUGUCGAUUUUUGGACUGUUGUCGGUGGAUUUCUUCUAUAGGGCGAAGAGGUAUCAUGGUAGGGAUGGGGAUGGGGAUGGGGAUGGGGAUGGGGAGGUGGUGAUGGGAAAGAAGAGGGAACAGGCUCGUGUGUGGAGGGAUAGGAAGUUUAGGAUCUUUGUUGGGGCUGUUUCGUUGGCGUAUUUGGGGAUUUUGAUUCGUAUCGCUGAAAUGUCCGGUGGAUGGGGCAAUCCCGUCAUGCAGAAUGAGGGUCUGUUUAUUGCUCUCGAGGGAGUAAUGGUCCUCUACCCCGCUGUGCUCCUAUCCAUAUUCCCACCGGGAAUCUUCUUCCCGCAAAUGAGCAAAUUGCGCUCUGAUUAUGGGAAAGAAACUGCGCUGAAUGAGCAGUCGAGUUCGGCGUCUCUACGAGAAGGAGUUAGCUCGGGGGUUGAAGCUGGAAAGGCGCAGUAG